Molecule: messenger RNA, 1577 nt
Organism: Lycium ferocissimum
Lineage: Eukaryota; Viridiplantae; Streptophyta; Magnoliopsida; Solanales; Solanaceae
Exons: 3
Coding region: 101-1405 (434 amino acids)
Source: RefSeq, a predicted model, not a curated record
UUUCCUUCUUUCAUUUGCUUUAGAGCUAAAUCACUCAUUCUUAGUCAUUUUUGUGUAUCUUGAAGAACCCCCCUUUUAGUUUAAGCAGAAGCAAGUAAGAAUGUGGUCAGAGCAAAAAGAAAUACCACCUCCACCUGGUUUUGAACCUUUGGACCAAAUUUUACCUACUGAAGAUAACUCUGAUGAUCAUGACAAAGGUGAAAGGACUACUACUCCUGAUCCUGUUAUUAAGAGGUGCAGUUCAAGAAAAAGGACUCGUCCAAAUUUCUUUGUUCCAACCCAUCCCCGCCCUUCUCCAAGACCACAUGAUCAAGGUUUACAACGUGGCCGGGGUCGUCCUAGGAAACAGAGAUCAGAUGAUGAAAUGCCAUCCACGGAAACAACAGAAAAUCCAGGCUCGCAAUCUUCUUUACGUCGUGGCCCAGGUCGCCCUCCGAAACAGAGAUCAAAUGUUACAGAAGCUCCAGCAGUUUCACCACCUCCAGCAUCACCAUUGGGGUCGACCGAGGAUAGUCCAUUAGCUUUGGCGACCACAAAUACUCCAGAGGCAGUUGCACCAACUCAAUUGGAGUCGACCAGAGAUAGUCCAUUAGUUUCGGAGACUGCAAAUACGCCAGAGGCAGUUGCCCCAACUACAUUGGGGUCGACUGGAGAUAGUCCAUUAGUUUCGGCGACCGCGAAUACUCCAAAGGCUGUUGCCCCAACUUCAUUGGGGUCAACUAGUGAUAGGCCUUUGGAAGUUCCCUCUGAUGAAGAGGACACAAAGUUAAAUGUAAAGUUGUCUAGAGUAUUGAUGCACCCCCCAAAGGCAAAUCAUAAACCCCAGAUUCCAGAUGAAGAAUCAAAGAAAGUGAUUCUUGGAGUCGGGUCUUUAUUGGUGAAGAAGCUGCUUACUUCUGAGAACGAUGUUGGUUACAUGGUCCAUCAGGCCAAUGCUAUCUUUACUUGUUUGAAAGCGCUUGAUGUUGAUUAUGCCUCUUUUUACGGAGAAGUCACAGAAUACAUUUCUCAUCGCUGCAAUUUGCUAGACGCACAGAGAGAAGAAGCCAUGUUGUCUUUGCCAGCAUUGCAGGAAAAUUAUGAAAAUGCUAAAAGUACUGCAAUUGAUGUUGAGGAGGAUUUUGGUCAUACUCAAGGAGAGUGGGCGAAGGCCAAGAAGAAAGAGGAAACCUUGAAGAGGAAAAUCGAGGAUCUGAAGCAAGAGUUAGCACAGAUCGAACAUAAAAAGGAGAGUCUGAAAGAAGCCCAUGAAGUUGCAAAAGCCAAGGAGCAAGAACUUGGCACCCAGUUGAAGGCAGCUCAAGCAAGGCGAACAGAAAUUCAGCAGCGCAAAUAUGCAGCUCUCGUAGGGAUUGAAUCCACCACCCAACGUCUAAAGUCCACAUAUCAUGUUGAUUUCGAUUAGUUGGAUACUUGAUAACUCAUUAAAUGAGCUCCCUACAAGAUGAACUGAAAGUCCUCAUGACUACCUUGAACUGUUUUGGGGUUUCAUCUUUUCUAGCAGCAGACUGGUUGUUUUUUCAUUGAGUUAUCAACAUGUAGUAGAUUCUCCUUGAAGUUUCUUGUCAUGCUUCCAA